AUGAGAUAUAGCGCACUAUCUCUAUAUACGAGAUCUAAGGUGUCACUAAGACGUGAGAUUAUCUUAAUUAAAUCCUCGCCAGACCCUAUUACUCGAGACCUAGCUACGCCGGCUCCUCCACUACCACGACGUUCGAGACGUGCGAAUAUCGGAAUUGAUAAGGGCGACGGAGAAAUAUACACCCCUAUCGUUACUAAAUAUAUAAUCAAAAUCAUUAGCUUCUAUCCGCUUAAGGAUAACCCCUAUAUCUACGUAAAAGGUAAAGGUAUAAAUCUCACAAUCAUAAUAAUCUAUAUAGAUGAUUUUAUUAUCGUAGCCCCGUCGGAUAACAAUAUUUAA
Molecule: messenger RNA, 339 nt
Organism: Penicillium mononematosum
Lineage: Eukaryota; Fungi; Ascomycota; Eurotiomycetes; Eurotiales; Aspergillaceae
Exons: 4
Coding region: 1-339 (112 amino acids)
Source: RefSeq, a predicted model, not a curated record